AUGAGCCAACUGGCCGCUCCGACAUUGUAUGCGCAGUGCCAGCAACCGUCCCCGCCGCUGGCCCCCCCCCGAAUGCUCUUCUGUGUCUCUUUGCAGGACCGCCCAGCCUGGGCCCCUGUAGUUCCGGUACUGCUCACCAGCCGAACUGAGCCGAGGUGGCAGAAGGCACGCCUGGGCUCCCAUGACCUGGCAGUGUGUAUGCAAUUUCAGAAGACGUCCUCGCAACGAGUGUCAUCAUCUUCAUCUGCUACGGCUCCGCCUUCAGACAUCUUCCGCUUCUUUCUUGUUGCACCCGAGGACGUCGGGCAACUGGGAAUAACAAAGCGCCUGCAGCGGCUGUGCCAACGCAAGAGCGGAUUGGGCCGGGCUGUCGUCUUCCUGCUGCAGGCUAAGAACGCCAGUGACGGUGAUAGCAGCGACCGUGCCAGCAUGGCCGCAUACCAGCAGCUACAAAUAGAGUAUGUAUCUAUGCGUGUGAGAGACAAGGAGAAGACCGCUUACCUGAUGGCACAGUCUCUUGGGGAUGGGCCUACCGAUCUUGCCACUGACUUCAGCAAACGCACUGCCAGCCUUGCUGGCCGCAUUUUGCAGCCAGAUAUGCAGCGGUCAGCCGCCGGAGUCGAAGUAGUCUUGGGAGCCGAUGGCGCAGAAUGGCGACAUCCACUCGGAAGCUACGUCAGCAGCUCUACGAGUACGACGUCUUCUCAUAGUCUCUUCACCACAGGCGCUCUUCUUACCGCGAGGGAUCGAUUACGAAACAAUUAA
Grosmannia clavigera kw1407 is the source of this 765-nucleotide messenger RNA. RefSeq lists its product as uncharacterized. Bases 1 to 765 code for a protein of 254 amino acids. Lineage: Eukaryota; Fungi; Ascomycota; Sordariomycetes; Ophiostomatales; Ophiostomataceae. The transcript has a single exon. The record is from RefSeq and is a predicted model, not a curated record.